Molecule: messenger RNA, 15319 nt
Organism: Ahaetulla prasina
Lineage: Eukaryota; Metazoa; Chordata; Lepidosauria; Squamata; Colubridae
Gene: CRTC1
Product: CREB regulated transcription coactivator 1
Exons: 14
Coding region: 7-1890 (627 amino acids)
Biological process (GO): protein homotetramerization; positive regulation of transcription by RNA polymerase II
Cellular component (GO): nucleus; cytoplasm
Molecular function (GO): cAMP response element binding protein binding
Source: RefSeq, a predicted model, not a curated record
GGGAAGAUGGCGGCGGCGUCGUCGAACAACCCGCGGAAAUUCAGCGAGAAGAUCGCGCUGCACAACCAGAAGCAGGCCGAGGAGACGGCGGCUUUCGAGGAGGUCAUGAAAGACCUCAGCCUGACGCGCGCCCACCGGUUACAGCUACAGAAAACCCAGUAUUUGCAGUUGGGGCAGAGCCGUGGCCAGUACUAUGGAGGAUCCUUGCCAAACGUCAAUCAGAUUGGCAGCAGUGCGAUGGACAUGCCCUUCCAGACUCCCUUUCAGCCAUCUGGGUUGGACACCAGUAGGACAACUCGACACCAUGGGUUGGUAGACAGGGUAUAUCGUGACAGGAAUCGCCUUGGCUCACCACAUCGGCGCCCUCUCUCUGUGGAUAAGCAUGGCAGACAGGUGGACAGCUGUCCGUAUGGUACUGUCUACCUGUCUCCUCCUUCAGAUACAAGCUGGAGAAGGACCAACUCUGAUUCUGCCCUGCACCAGAGCACAAUGACCCCCACUCAGACAGAGCCUUUCUCAGCUGGGUCACAGGAUAUGCAGCAAAAAAGAGUCUUAUUACUGACGGUUCCGGGCAUGGAGGAAGAUGCAUCAGAGACAGAGAAAAACCUUUCAAAACAAGGAUGGGAUACUAAGAAGACAGGAUCCUCAAGGCCUAAAUCUUGUGAAGUUCCAGGAAUCAACAUAUUUCCAUCAGCUGACCAAGAAAACACUACUGCCCUUAUCCCUGCGGCUCACAACACGGGGGGCUCACUGCCAGACCUGACAAAUAUCCACUUCCCUUCUCCUCUCCCAACGCCGCUUGACCCGGAAGAAUCCACUUUCCCCUCCUUGAGCAGUUCCAACAGCACCGGGAACCUCACUGCCAAUCUGACGCACAUGGGGAUCAGCACAGCCAAUCAGGGAAUGACAACAACGUCAGCUUCUUCCCAGCAACACCGGCAGCCAACCGUCAGUCCCCUCUCACUGAACACAGAUUCAAGGAGAAGCCAAUCCCAGCAAGUGUCUCCUACGCUUUCACCCCUUUCACCGAUUACUCAGGCUGUGGCGUUGGAUGCGCUCUCCAUGGAACAGCAGCUUCCCCCCUACCCGUUCUUCACCCAGACAAGCGCGCAGCAGCAGCAGCCACAGACCCAAGUGGCGAGCGCUUUACCACCCAAUGCUUCUCUGAUGCAGACCUCUGGCUUGCAGCGAGGCGUUCAGCUCCCCCCGCUCUCGGUCUCUAUCCCUUCCACAAUCCCACAGUCUCCUCCGGGCAGCCAAACCCAGACAUCCAUGGGGAUAGACAUCAAUUCGGGCUCACUCCAGCAGUACCGCAGCAAUGCUGGCUCCCCAGCCAACCAGUCUCCCACUUCUCCUGUCUCCAAUCAAGCUUUCUCUCCUGGCAGCUCCCCUCAACAAACGUCUAUCCUAGGGAGCGUCUUUGGUGACUCUUGUUACGAUCAGCAGAUGACUGCCAGGCAAGCAAAUGCUUUAUCCCAUCAGGAUUCCUUCCUUCAGCUCGAGCAGUUCAACAUGAUUGAAAACGCCAUCAGCUCCAAUAGCUUGUACAGCCCCUGCUCUACCCUCAACUACUCCCAGGCAGCCAUGAUGGGGCUGACGGGGAGCCACGGGAGUCUCCAGGACCCACAGCAGCUCAGUUACACCAGCCAUGGGAACAUCCCAAACAUCAUCCUUACAGUGACCGGGGAAUCGCCUCCCAGUCUGUCGAAAGACCUCACCAGCUCUUUGGCCGGGGUGGGGGAUGUCGGGUUUGACUCAGAUUCCCAGUUCCCUCUGGACGAACUAAAAAUCGACCCCUUGACCUUGGAUGGGCUUCACAUGCUCAACGACCCUGACAUGGUCCUUGCGGAUCCCGCCACAGAGGACACUUUUCGGAUGGACCGGCUGUAGUGGGGGGGAGGGGGUUGGAGAACGGGAAGGGGAUGUGCCGCGCAGUCCAAAGGAGCGCAUCCAAAUCACCAAGUCCCGGAAUGUCCAUGCCACUCUGGUGCUCGGAGGGAGAUCGGGCCGAGCCCGUCGCGGAUCUCUUGCAUCCCAUCAGGGUCCCAGGAGAGCCGCUGCUCCACUGUGUAUCCAAUUUAGCAAUCGCUUGUUCUACACUUGCCCGGCGGCUGUCCUGCUCGCCUCUCCUCCCCCAACACCAACUUCAAACCUUGGUUCAUGCCUUGCUGUUGGGAGAACGUUCCUCAAAGAGCCGUUUCUUCUACCCCAGCCCCCUCCCCCUCCGCUCCUUAUCUCCCCUCCCUCUGUCACCAAAGUUCCAGCAUUUUUGGUCCUUUUUCGUCCUUCGCCCUAAAAGCUUUGGGCUUUGUGUUCGGGGGAAGUGGAGUGGCAGCGAAAGUUAUAUUUCCCCCACCCUUCCCCCUCCUCUUUCCAAGGCAGAGGAGCUAUUCAGAAGAUAAAAUAGGUGUAUUGUUUUGUUUUCCUUGUGUACGUAAACUAUCCGACCUUUUGGCUUCUGUUACAAAAAAAACAGACAUCCCGCAUGGAACUGAGGGCUUCCCCCCCAACCCCACCUCGGGGGAGUUAGGGGACCGCUUAAUGAAAAUUGGGGGUCGGGCGGGGGAGGGGGAGAGAAAGAGAAGGACAUGCUUUCUAAAUCUACUUUGUGAAUACCACUUCCUUUCCGUGGAGAAGGACUGGACUUGGAGAGGUGGAGAGAAAGCCAGCUGUGGCUCUCCUAAUAAACUCCGUAAAGCAGCCGCUUGCAUUGGAAAGUGGGGUGGGGGGGGCGCGCAGGGGUGGGAUGGGAGAGAGUGGCUUGCAUUUCUCUGCUUGAUUCUCCAAUCCUUGACUGUUUUCUGGAGUCCCAUCAUGGCCUGUUAGCUCAUUUGCCUGUGUGCAUGCAGCAGCUUCCAGAAACAGCUGUCUGACCGCCGCCACCCCCCCCCCUCUGGUUGGGAGAUUUAGUUGCAUGAGCCACAUAAUUCCUCUCGGCAAACUGACCGUGUAAAACUGUUUUGUUUUGGUUUGGUUUUUUCCCUUAUUUUUAUUUUUUUGUCGUCUUCGUUGUUCCUUCAAAGAAUUUUCAGGGAGAGGCAAAGGCAAGCCGAGGGAGGAAAAGAAGGCACCAACGUUUUUCUAAUUAUACAUGGAAAUUCUGCAAUUUGUCUGAAGGAAUGAGAUCUGGGUCGUCUCCUGCAGGUUGCUUUUGGGGUGUUUUUUUUAAUAACUUUUUUUUAAAGGCAGCCAUCUCUCCCCCCUCCUUCUCCCCCCCCUUUUUUUUUUGCUUGGGAAGAAGUAGUUCUUGUUCUGCAUAUAUUAAAACAAAAACAAUCACCCCAGCUUUCUCUCGGGCAUGAAAUAAAUCUGCCUCUGACCAGAUCAGGGUCUGGUUAUUAUCUUGGUGCUCCAUAUUGAUUAGAUGUAAAUCCUUUCAAGUGGCUUCACCCGUACAAGGAGGCCAUGACAUGUUCAGGUUAGGGCAGGGGUUGCAAACUUGGCUCUUUUAAGACUUGUGGACUUCAACUCCCAGAGUUCCUCAGCCAGCUUUGCAGACCCCUGGGUUACGGCAUCCAUUAAGCUAACCUUUUUUGCCAUCGUGUGCCAAUAGCAGGGGGAAUGUGGGGAGGUCUCACACAUGCGUGACCACACCCAUAAUUCUAUAUGCCCUGCCCCCCCGCACAUGCGUGCAUGAUCCCGCCCCCUGCUCCCCCCGCUUUUGGCAUGUGAUGGCAUGGUGGGCACGGUAGGCCUCUUUUUUACUCUUCCCCAGGCUCCAGAGCCUUUCUAGGAGCCUGGGGAGGGUGAAAACCAGCUUACCCACCCCCGGAGGCCCUCCGGAGGCCAGAAAUGGCCCGUUUGCUAACUUCCAGUGGGCCCAGAAAGCCCAAAAAUCAGCUGGCAGAGCUGAGCUCGUGUGUCCACCGAUACGGCUCCGCUUGCCACCUGUGGCACGCGUGCCAUAGGUUCGCCAUGACGGCAUUAAACUAACCAACCUGAGGUUUGUGUGGCUAGUGGGUGGAUUCAGUGGCCCAUAAACCUAGGGGUCUCCAACCUUGGCAACUUUUAGGACUUGUGGACUUCAACUCCCAAAAUUUCUCAGCCACCAUAGGGUCUCCUGCUUGGGCAGGGGGUUGGAUUAGAAGACCUCCAAUGUUCCUUCCAGCUCUGUUAUUCUGUAUUCUGUAGCUUUGCAGUACCUUCUCUCUGGUCAAAGCUGGAGGGUCGGUCGCUAGACUGAACACCCCCCCCCACGCACACACACACAAUAUGUCCUGAAUCUAAGAUUUGAGGCCCCUGGUUCCUCUCUCACCCACCCACCCCCAAAUGCCUCUUACUAUUCUUUGCUCCCCCUAUUUUCAGACUUACCCCUCUCCUCCCCCAAUGAAUUAUAGCUGGAUCUUUGUGUGUAUACACACACACGUGCAGGUAGCAAGGAUAUCCAUUCUGCGUACGUGUUCAGUUAUGUUUUGUUUGUGCCAUGGUCAGUUUAUAAUUUUUGCACUAAAAAAAGAUGGUUUUUUUUUUUUUAAAGUGUUGUAGGUUCUUUGUGUAAUGUUUUUGCUGUGAUGUGUUCCUCUCCCCCUCCCUCCAUCCCAUCUUCUAAAUUCUGAAAAACGCUCUCUCCAUUUCAUAACCCUUGUCAGUAUUUUAGUUUGAAUGCCUCUUAAUACUCUUAGUGGUCUAUUUAUUUCAAAUUUUCUAGGGCUGUUUCUCAGAGGAAAUCCACCGGAAAAAUCAAAAAGCUGCUUUAUCCUGCUUUAAACACGGGGCCUAGGUACUAAGCAGGCUGUUUGCAACUCUCUCUCUCUCUCUCUCUCUCUCUCUCUCUCUCUCUCUCUCUCUCUCUCUCUCUCUCGUUUCCGACAACACAGUUAGUUUGUUUUCAGUCAGAUCUCUCAUCUUACUUCAUCAGCAUGCCAAAAUUUCCUUUGAACCUUGGCCUGCAAUUUUGGGGCAAUUAGAAAGCAAAAUGCAGAAUCCUCUCAGUUUGACUCAAUCCUUUCCAGUUUAGGAAAGAUUCAUUGAUUCUUGAGCUGGAUUUUUUUACAUGGAGAUAUAAAUGGCUAUUUUCUUUCGCUCAUUUUUUUAGAUUUACACAUGUACAUAGAAAAACUUGUGUAUUGAAAAAUUGUAAGUAGUUUUACAAAAUGGCCUUAAUUUACUAUUUAUGUAUAUACAUAACGGUGUGUGAUUGUGCAUGUAUAUGUGUGUACAUAGUCACACACAUAGACAUCCACGCCAACAGACAAAAUCUGAUCUGAAUGCAAUUUAAUUUGAAAUAGCUGAGCAUCAGGGACCAUUUGCUUUCAACAAAUAUUAUUUCAGUUUUCCCUUGUUAGGCUGGGGGAAGCUGGAAGUACAUGUUAAAAAUAAUUUUUUUAAAAAAGUCGUAAAACAAGGAAGAAAUUGAAGACUUAAACAGAAACCUAAGCUGUGUUGUGGAUCUGAUUUUGCUGGUUGAGGUAGUAAUUAUGGGCCCGAUGGUUAUCUCUUUUUACGCACCUUACUUUCUGUUGCUUUAUAAAAUGGAAAACUUCCCUCUCUUCCUCCCUUCAAUUCUUGAGUAAAAUCUGCAUUAAAGAUUAAGGAGGUGGGGGAGGAGAAAAAUAAUAAAUAAAUGCACUAGAGCUCCAAGUUACGGGAUCUGCAAUUUGCCAAAACUGAUGCAGGGUGGGAGGAAGGCAAAAGAAUCUUGUUACGUGUAGGGCUUAGAAACCCCAAAGUUGCAUUCUAUAUUUUCGGGUUCCACUUUGUGUUUUUGUUCUGUGGGGGAAAAAAGGGGCGAUUGUCUGGGGAAAUAAGCCUUUUUAUGAUUGUUGAUGUCUGCAUGAAUGGUGAAGAAUCUGUCAAAGAGUGGUGCCUGUUGUUUAGGUAGAGAAUUAAGACUUUAAUUUAAAAAAAAAAACAGAUAUGUCUUAACUGCGAGCUUACUUUGGAGCUGGAUUUGACCCCACAUAGUUAUGAAGCAGUCCUUUUUUAUUUUCAUUCCUUAAAAUCUGACUUCAUUACCCCUCUUUCCCCUCCCCCCCCCAAGGUUAGGGGCAGUAUUGACAAUUCUCUGCCCCGUUCCUUCAUUUUAGCCUCAUGAUCAGCACAAGAGAGAAUCUCAGCCAAGAGAAAAUUACUGGCCCUAAGAUCACUAAGUAAGUUUUGGGGCGAAAAGGAGCUCCUGUAUUUCCAGUUUGAGCCUGAUACUAAAAUCCAGAGGGAGGAAGCCUGAAGCUCUCCGGAUGUAUUUCCUCUCCAUUUCCAAUAUCCUGCCAACAUGGUCAGGUGGCAAGGGAUUGCGGCUUCUGCUACCCGUAACAUCUGAAAACCAGCAGUUUGUGAGGCCCUCUGAGCUUCGUUGUUUUCUCGCAGACAUUUUGUUACCCAACUACGUAACAACAGUUGCUUGCUCUCUAUUUAUAUGCGAGUGGCUUGCUCUGUCGGUGUUGGUGGGAGUGUUCUUUGUGAUUCCUUGAUUAGGCUGUUAGGCCACUAGUAUAUAAACCAGGGGUCUCCAACUUUGUCAACUUUAAGCCUGGUGGAUUUCAACUCCCAGAAUUCUGGGAGUUGAAGUCCUCCAAGCUUAAAGUUGCCAAGGUUGGAGACCCCUGAUAUAAACAGAGAGCAAAACCUACUCCUUUCUAGCCCCGAUGAUGUUGCCCAGUUGGUUAAUUAAAUGUCUGAAAGACCUAAGCACUAAGCUCAGAGAGCACUGAGGACCCCAAGUUCAGUUUUGCAGUUCAUCAUUUGAGCCACUCUUCAUUCUCUUCUAUUGGAACCGCCCGGUGGCCUCUUAGUCAGAACUUUUGCCGUGUCUAUCAGCUUCUUCAUUAGGUAGACAUCAAUUCCUAUGGACUGGGGUGGCCUGCAUUAAUUUGCCCUGCCAGAUGGCCUUAAUUCCCCCUCCUUGUCCUUAAAGCCAAGCCCAGAGUGCCACUGAUCAGACUGAAGGAAUAUGAUGACAAAAUGAAGGAUAUUUUAUGAAUAAAGAACACCCCUUCUAGGAAGUUUUUGGAGACUUUAUUUUCUUCAUGCUGGAAAAUUAACCUGUCCCCACCCCCCCUUGAGGUUUUGUUUCUUUUUGAUUUCCAUAUCAUUUCAAAGGAACCCUUCGUUUCUCUCUUCAGAAGCUGGUUCGUGAAGGGCUGGGUAGUAUAAGUAGGACGUUGCCUGUCUCCGCUAACUACCCCUGGCCAAACUUUUCUUCCCUUCUCCACUUCCACUCGGGGCCUCUGAAGAAACAAGAAGGCCGAACACCUUCACAUUCGAGGUCUCUUGAUGCUCCGGGGGUGGGGGCAUCAAAACGUUCACCAGCGGGGUUUGCUUUAAUUUGACAUAUCUUGAUUUUUUUUUUCCUACUUGCUGUUGGUUCCGGGCGAUCCUACGAUUGAGAGGAAGGGGGAGUUCAAUGUAAAUAAUCCUUUCUCUCAGGGGGAAACGGAGAUAUGGUCCAAGUUGAGUUUGACGGUGCAGAGGAGGGAGGUAAAAUUAUUUCUCUUGUUUAAAUAGCGUCUAGUCUUGUGUUUGAAAAAAAAAACGAACGAGAGCCAGAGGGUGGGAUAUCCCCACACGGUGGUCUUUCUCAGCUUGGGCAGCUUGAAGAUGUGUGGACUUCAACUCCCAGAAUUCCCCAGCCAGUGGUGCUGGCUGGGGAAUUCUGGGAGUUGAAGUCUGCACAUUUUCAGGCUACCCAAGCUGAGAAAGACCGCUUUAUUAGAGGCACUUUAUCCUCUGAAUUCCAGGUCAAGGGUAAAUCCCACUUGCAAGUUGGCUUUCAGAAGACCCCUUUGACCCUGGGGCUGUCUUAGAGGGGGAAAAAGACCCCUUGUCUGUUUCAGCAGCACGUUUUGGAUGAAGGUGGGCAAAGCUCGCCUUUUGCUCAAGGCCAAGCUAUUGCAUGUUCAAAGAAACUGCAUCUUGUUAUUGUUACUGCUGCAUGUUAACAAAACUCUGGGCUUAGUCUCCUUGGAAACAUAGUUCUCCGCGAGCGUAGUGUCUCCAGGUAUUCCUGUUUUGUUUCUGUUUUUUAAGUAGCCACCCAAGAGAUUUAUAUAUAAAUAUAUAUCUAUAUAUAUAUCUAUGAAGAUAAGUAUUUCUGUUUCUUUCCUUUCAUGGAUGGAUGCUUUGCGACCUGCCGAUUUCAUUUCCCUUCUCCAUUGGCUGAACCGUUCCAAAAUAUUCAAAAUGAGGCUGCAUCUCCCUGACUUUAUAAAAGCGCUGUGCUUUUAAACAGUGAAGGCUCUUUAAUUUUAGAAGGGAAGAGAAAAAAAAACCUCACACCUCCCUUGUCACUGUGAUGACAUUGUGAAAGAGCAAAAUAUUUACAUAUGCACACCUUUUUUUUUAAUAAAAAAAAAAGGAAAAAUAUUUUUUUUUAAAAAACCCCAAUUCUGUGUUUUAUAGGAGUAGCAACGGUGGGUGUGACGCUUACAGCUCCCACCCACGCAAGGGUGUCAUGAUGACAUUUAAUAACAUGAAUCAUUUUUAUCUUUUUAAAAGCAGAACUUUUAUCAUUUUUGUGGUUCUUUGUGGCAAGAUGUGAAAAUGCAGGAAGGAUGAUAAACACUACAUCAAGGCACUUAUUAAACUGUUCGUGCUUUCAUUGUUUUCUUUUAUCCCCCUUUCUUUUUUUCUUUCUUUUGUUGUGAUAUGUCUGUAUAUAAAAAUAAAUGUGAGAUUGGCCAGUUUUCACUGUCGGGGGUGGGGGAAUAGGGAUGGUUAUGUAUUACUUCUUUGGAGAUGCAAGCACACUCCUGACACAGUCACUGUUUGACUGAGCAUUAUUCUUUUUUUAUUUAAAAGCAAAAUUUGUUAAGAGUCAAUAUCCACAAGGCAUAUUUGGCAGAGGGUCUGUAAAUACUCAAAAACAUCUGUGUCCUAUGAACACAGAACAGUCUAUAACUGUUUUUCAGACUUGGCAACUGUAAGAUGUAUGGACACUAUUCCAAUAUCUAAAGGGCUGCCACAAAGAAGAGGAAGUCAAGCUAUUCUCCAAAGCAGGGGUCUCCAACCUUGGCAACUUUAAGCCUGGCGGACUUCAAAUCCCAGAAUUCUGGGAGUUGAAGUCCGCCAGGUUUAAAGUUGCUAAGGUUGGAGAGCCCUGCUCCAAAGCACCUGAGGACAGGACAAGAAACAAUGGGUGGAAACUAACCAAGGAGAGAAGCAACUGAGAACUAAGGAGAAAUUUCCUGCCAGAACAAUUAGUCAGUGGAAACUCUUGUCUCCAGAAAUUCUGGGUGCUCCAACGCUGGAGUUUUUAAAGGAGAGGUUGGACAGGCAUUUGUCAGAAACGGUAUAGGGUCUCUUGCUUGACCAGGGGGUUGGACUAGAAGACCUCUAAGAUCCCUUCCAGCUCUGUUACUCUGUUAGCACUACACUCCAUUUAAGUUAUAUGUUGCAAAGAAAGAAUUUUGCUGCAAUUACUAGGAUUGUCCUAUUUUGCCUGGGGAAAAAAAAUGGAAAUCAGCAACAUAAUAAUUUACUGACUUCUUUUUAAAAAAAAGGAUAUAAUAAUCAGAAUGACAAUAACCAGCUAAGUAGUAGAUGUCAACUCCCAGGAUUCCUCACAACUUAAAUUUGCCAAGUUUUGAAAAACGCCGGCCUAUAAAUACGCUGGGGGAAGAGAACAUUUUGGUCCAGUUCAACUCUUCAUUUUCUUAGGGAGAGCUUUUGCAAGUCAUUAAGGGCUGAAAAUACUCCUUGGUCUGCCUUCAUCCUUAUUCCCUUUGAAGUUCCCCCUUCCUGGUAUGAGACCCUGUCUUGGUAUCUUCUUUUGAGAAGCUUUUCCAGGAGCCAAGCACAUCACAAUGCAUGAAAAUGACGUAUAUCUAUAAAUCAUAGUCCCUACCCCCUGCUUGUCCAUAGAAAUUUGACGGCAAAUUGCUGAAUUCAUGUGGCAUGAUUUUUUUUUCAUAUUUAAAAAAGUAAAAUGGCAAAAUGGGUGCAUUAAAAUCUCUGUAAGUUUAGUACACUAUCACUGUGUUUAUACUAGAUGCUUAACCUGGUUGCUAUAUGAAUGUGUUUUCUGGGUCGGCUCAAUAUUAUUGAACCAUAAACUAGCCAAGUGGCUCUGAAGAGAGCUAACCAAGUGCAGUGUGUUGUGUGAAUGCAUCUGCUAGGCUUGUUAACAUGCGUUAAGCAGGUUAAGAAACAAAACCUGUUUUGUUGAGAAACAAAGCGCAGAACAGUGUCAAGAUAAGGCUCCAAAAAUACUGCUUCUGCUCGCUGUAACAUUCAGAGCAAACAAAAUCCAAACUGCCUCCCCUCCAAACUUUUUUUUAAAAAACUUUUUCUCCCUUUCCCCCCUGGCCCAGAAACACAAGUGUGGCUGCUGGAAAUGUGUUAGCGUCCACAUUGCCACUCUUCCCUUCUGUGCUGGAAGGCCCAUCUGGAGGAACACUUUUGACUCCAGAUUUCUAAGAGGUCAUUGGCAAAGUGCCUAGGCCAGGGGUCUCCAACCUUGGUCCCUUUAAGACUUGUGGACUUCAACUCCCAGAGUCCCUCAGUCAGCAAAGCGAUUUCAUUGAAGGCCGCAUCAGGGUUGUGUUUGGCCUUGGGGUGUGUGUGUGUGUGUGUGUGUGUGUGUGCGACCAGGGGGGGCAUAGCCAGCUCGACGUCACUCUUGUCGGGGGUGCCUGUGGUGGUCCAAACUCUGCCAGCAAAAACGGAGCUUGUGAGGGCCGCCUGUGGCCUUCCCGAGCUCCAUUUUCAUUGGCAGAGGCACCACUGGCUGGUCCUUCGCUGUUUCCAGGGCAACCCCACGGGCCAGAUCUAAGUGCCCCACGGGCCAGAUCUGGGCCCCGGGCCUUGAAUUCGACACUCCUGGCCUAGAGCCUUCCCAAACAGUGAGAUGGGCAGUAUAUAAAUUUAAUAAAUAAUAAAAUAAACCGAAGCCUGUCCUGAGGGAAGGAGGCUCUAAGAAUCUGGGCAGCCAGACCAACGAAUUAUAGCAUUUAGACUGGGAAAAGAUCAAGAAGGACCCAAGAAUAUGGAAUCCCUUGGACUUCAAGGAGAUGAAAUCAGUCGAUCCUAAAGGAAACCAACCCUGAUCGUCCUUUGGAAGGGCAAAUACUGAAGCUGAAGCUCAGAUACUUUGGCCACCAGAAGAGAAGUGAGGGCCCAUUGGAAUGAUGUUGGGAAAGUUUGAAGCAAAGGAAGAAGGGGACAAUUGGGCAAACUCCAGGAGAUGGGAAGCCAUGUGGGGUCUGGCGUACUUUGGCCCAUGAGGUCACGAAGGGUCCCAAGCGACUUAGCAUCUAAACAACAGCAACAACAACAAAGGAAUUUUAUAAGACUUUACCCAGGAUGGACAGGCUUGUUUUCUGUUAUUCCAGAAGAUGCUAGAAUAAGCAGGCUGGGACCAGAAGGGAACUGACUGGUGCUAAAAACAAGGAGACAAUUUCCACCCACCAAGGGCUGUGUGGCAGUGAAUCUAGCUAUUUCAGGAAAAGAUGGGCUCUCUCUUUCAAUGUAUUUAAGCAGCUCCUGGACUCUUGGGAAAGCUGUACUCAAGUCUUGCCUAAAUAUGAAUAUUCUGAAUAACAACAUAUUGGCUGUUGGAGUAGAUGAUUUUCAGCAUCACCUCCAGUUCUAGGCUGGCAUUUCUGCCGUGCAUCUAAACCCUCUGAAGUUUGGCACACUUUAGACCAGCUUCCUAUAAAUGCAAGACGACUGGAUCCCAUCUGUGGGUUACCGGGGUUAAAUGAUAUGAUAAGAGCAGUUCAGCUGCUGUGUUUGUGCAGGCUCCAGUAGUGCUUCACUGUAUUGUUCGAAACCCAACCACUGUCUUAGCAGGUCAUUGUGUUAGAAGGAUUUAAUUUAGCAUGAAAAGGUAAAGGUAUAGAUUCCCCUCGCACAUAUGUGCUAGUCAUUCCCGACUCUAGAGAUAAUUUAGCAUAGCAUGUUACAAAACACAAUUCUUGUGUUUUGUUCACCUGGGAUUAGUAGAUUGUAUGAACCUAGCCUUAAGGGAGCGGGGGGAGAAUGACACCCCACAUGUAUUGUGAAGUUGACCACUUUCUGGUUUAUCAAAUAGAAAGGGAGGCUGGCAUAAUGACUGCCACAAAAAUGCCAUAACAUCAGGUGGUUAUGUGGGAGCCUCAACUUGGAACCAUCACGACUUAUGAUGGAAAUUCCAGGUUCCAUUACGGUCAUAAAUCAAGGAUUGUAAUUCAUGCUGUGGGCUAGUCAUAAACAAAGAAAAAUUGGCCAAGGGGAUAUAUUUUUUUAAAAAACCAUUUAUAAAAUUUCCACUCAAGCAAUAGAAAUAUAGAUCAUAUUUUUAUAACCCCUGCCUGCACAAACUGCCAGCCACAAGGAAUGAACCAGAAGAGAAGCAACAAAGUCUCCACAAUCCCACCGAUGCCCAUGAACAACACAACAGGAGCAAGCUAUUUCUGGCUAUUGGCUUGAGAAUUGCUAACCACAUGUCCAUUGUGUAGCUGGUUUGGCUAGCUACUUGGAAAAGAAAGCCCAAGAGAUGUAGGACUUAGGGUGACAAUAUUUCACUUGCUGUUUUCCUCUCCUUUGAACUUCAGUAACUUGAAAGAAUUACUUAAGUAAAAAGCCAACCAAUUAUGUGGCCUCCAAACAGUGUGGAAUAAAAUUUCCUGUUUUGUGGAGCUCUCAACAUUUGGCCGCUAGACUCGCUUUGAAGUCAAGACAUUUUAAUCAUCUUUUCUUUCGCCGUUGUGCAGGCACGGACUCUUAAGUAGCCUCUAAACGUUGUGUGCAUACACAAAGCUUCCAUUAACUUGAGGGAAGCUUGUCCACAGAGGUGCUUUUUCAAAAGGCAACCAGACUCAUUUUCUUUUUCCUUGAAGACGUUCCACUUCUCAUCCAAGAAGCUUCUUCUGUUCAGAACUGAAGAAGCUUCUUGGAUGAGAAGAGAAACGUCUUCAAGGAAAAAGUCCAGUUGACUUUUGAAAAAGCACCUUUGGAACAACGGUGGCCUGGAUGACUAAGAAGCUCCAUAGACUGAGGGAAACUUGGUUUUUUGGAAAGGGGAAGGCAAAUCUAAUUUAAAGGGUUGGAGCUCAAAGGUGAGAACUGUGAAAGGCCAGGGGGCUGCUUUUCCAAGCCAUGGCUCUUUCCAGUGGGGAAAAAACUUCAUUUAAAAAAACUGAUCUUGUUUUAGUGGAUUGUUGAAAAGCAUGAGGACUAGUUGCACCACUAGUUGUGUGUGUCUUCUUAUUUGUUCCGAUAUAGCUGCAUAUCACAGUGUCCAUAUACUGUAGUUAUGAGUUUAUUUCGCGUUCGGUUUCUGAAAGGUGAUGACUAAAUUUCUUCAGCUGCUAAUAAUUGUAGGCAAAAGAACUCUUUGCAAUUUUGCGUGUGUCAUUCCUUUUCUUUUUUGGGGGGGAAGGUUUUUUGUUUUGUUUUUUUGCUGUGAAAGGAAGGUUAUUUAUUAUUCUGUAGGAAGCUUGCGGUGAGAGACUACCCAAAACAAGGGACUUGACUAUAAGGUGUGUGUCUUUCAGAUAUUGUCUCUUGGUUGUGGUGGAUCAAAGGCAGUGAAAAGAAGGAGAUGCAGAGAGGACUGGGCUACUGCAGACUUUCCCAGUGCCUCCAGCACAACAAUUUUAAGAUGUGAAAUCAGUCCUUGACGUGGCCACCCGAUUCCGCAGAAUUUGUUUUGAAUUGGGGAUGAACUGAGAAGCCAGUGCAGUUCAGAACAACAGUAUUUACUUUGUAGGCUUUGCAUUCCUUUCUUGGGGAAUGCAAUAUUUUCCACCAUUAAGUACCGGUAGUUUCUAACUGUGGGCAUAAGCAGUUGCACAUUUAACAUUUAUCUGUGUUUGUAGUACAACUUUGAACUGUAUUAUUGGAAGCAUCCAGAACAUUAGACUAAAGUUAAUAAGUUAAAAUCUAAAUAAUUCUAGCUAGUAGCAUGGUAGCUAUUAAGACAUGGCUUUCUUUGGGGGAGAAAAUUCAUGUCUCCCCUCCCCCCCCAAAAAAAAUUAUUACGGGGUAUCUGAAAGCACGAAAAAAGAAGUUUUAUUUGAAUAAUGUAAAUUCAGCUCCCAGAGCAGCUUCUCCUAUUGACAGGCAGCUAAAAUAACGUACACACUUCAUAUUUGGGAGUGAACUGAAGGGGGAAGGGAAGAGUCUAAUUUUUUUUAAUUUUUUUUUUUGUAUUUGAACUGUGUAACAUCCUGUUUACAGGGGUUUUGUUUUUUUAUCCAUGAGGACUAGCAGAAUGACUUUACCUAUAUAUGCAAAUCCUACCAUUGAGCUACAGGUUUUUCUGGGGGAGGGGGGAGGACUUGGGCAGGAGGAGUAAAAAGUUCCGAAAUCUGGAGCAUCGAGGCUUAAUUUAUUGUGGCUUUUUUCUCUCUUGGCAAAAAAAAAAAAAAAAAAGCCCUGAAGAUGGCUUUGUAAGCGUGUGCGUGUGUGUAUGUAUGUGUGUAUGUGUGUGUGUGUGUGUUCUUCCUUUUGCAAACUUAAGAACAUGACGAUGUGAAAAAAAAAAAAAAGCAAAAUUCUGUGCACAUUCUUUUCAACCUCUCUUUUUUUUUGUUUGUUUGUUUCCCUUUUUUUCUGUGAGGCUUUUUUCUUUUCUUUUUUUUUGUCUUUGUAACUUUGCAUUAUUUGUAAAUGAAAUGUAAUAAAAGUUAAGCUGUUUUUCUCUCCGGCUGUUCAGCUCUGUUUUUCUGAAGAAGGUGUUUUAUAUCAAAAAUCGAAGUGGUUUUAUAUCAAAAAUGGAGAAGUUUUUGUCGUUUUGAAGUGCAUCUCCUGUGCUGAAUGCCUGGCUAGCCUUUUUUUUUUUUUCUUCCCCUUUUCCAAACCUCUUCCGAAAGGAGUGGCAGAUAAUAAAUACAACUUAACCUUUGGUAGACAAAUGUUAUUUUAUUAACCAAACAGUUUGUAUUUUGUACAAACGUCUCUCCGAAUUUCUCCUAAACAAUGAAGAGCUGCAUUUUUUUAAUGCAGUUUCCCACCCACCCCUCAAUUUUGGCCAUUUGAAGAUGUGUGGACUUCAACUCCCAGAAUUCCCCAGCCAACAUAGCUGGGUUGAAUAGAAUUCUGGGAGUUGAAGUCCACACAUCUUCAAGUGACCGUGGUUGAGAAAUAUUGCUCUAGUACAGGAGUCUCCAACCUUGGCAACUUUAAAGCUUGUGGACUUCAACUCUCAGAAUUCCUCAGCCAGCUUUGCUUUGCUUUGCUGGCUGAGGAACUCUGGGAGUUGAAGUCCACAAGCCUUAAAGUUGCCAAGGUUGGAGACCCUUGCUCUAGUGGAAUGAGCCAAGCAUCUUGGAUUAUUGGGUUAAGUAUAUUACUUUAGGAAACUGCCUUAUCCGAGAUCAGCUGUAGCCCAGGAAGCACUUACUCUCCAGGAUGUAAGCCAAGAGAGACUUGCUCAUCACUUGCUCCCUGGUCCUCUUAA